AUGCUGUGUUUCCUCCGAGGCAUGGCCUUCGUCCCCUUCCUCCUGGUGACCUGGUCGUCCGCCGCGUUCAUCAUCUCCUACGUGGUGGCCGUGCUCUCGGGGCACGUGAACCCCUUCCUCCCCUACAUCAGCGAUACAGGAACAACACCACCAGAAAGUGGUAUUUUUGGAUUUAUGAUAAACUUCUCUGCAUUUCUUGGUGCGGCCACAAUGUACACAAGAUAUAAAAUAGUAGAGAAGCAAAAUCAAACCAGCUAUUUCAGCACUCCUGUUUUUAACCUGGUGUCGUUAGUUCUUGGAUUGGUGGGAUGUAUCGGAAUGGGCAUUGUCGCCAAUUUUCAGGAGCUCGCAGUCCCGGUGGUCCAUGAUGGAGGUGCCCUUUUGGCUUUUGUCUGCGGUGUCCUGUACACGCUCCUGCAGUCCAUCAUCUCCUACAAGUCCUGUCCCCAGUGGAACAGCCUUGUCACGUGCCACACGCGGAUGGCCAUCUCCGCUGUCUCCUGUGCAGCUGUCAUUCCCAUGAUUGCCUGUGCAUCGCUCAUUUCUAUAACCAAGCUGGAGUGGAAUCCGAAAGAAAAGGAUUACAUAUAUCACGUAGUGAGUGCGAUCUGUGAAUGGACGGUGGCCUUUGGUUUUAUUUUCUACUUUCUAACAUUCGUCCAAGAUUUCCAGAGCGUCACUCUAAGGAUAUCCACAGAACUUAAUGAUGACUUUUGAAGAAACCAGAACGACAGCUCAGUGAAAGUCAUAAACAGCUCUCGGUGUGGUCCAGUGGACAGUCAGCCUUUCCGUGCUGUCCUGAUUGGGAUGCAUCUGCCGACUCUCCAGGACUUGCAUCUCAUUAGAAUUCCCACUAGUUGUACCAUUUCCAAAGGUA
Molecule: messenger RNA, 877 nt
Organism: Sorex fumeus (smoky shrew)
Lineage: Eukaryota; Metazoa; Chordata; Mammalia; Eulipotyphla; Soricidae
Gene: DRAM1
Product: DNA damage regulated autophagy modulator 1
Exons: 7
Coding region: 1-717 (238 amino acids)
Biological process (GO): regulation of autophagy
Cellular component (GO): lysosome
Source: RefSeq, a predicted model, not a curated record